GUUUUCUUUUCUUUUUUGUUGAACAAAAAAAAAAACAGUUACUAACAAGAAGCUAGAGUUAUAGCCAUGGGGGUUGUUUCCCCAAAUCAGAUUUUCGACAGUGUAGAGCAAAAAAGGCUUAAUGCAAAGUUUUACAGUUGGGCGUGUUCUUGUAUUCCUCCCUUGUCAUUCUUUCAAUUUAUCAGAGGAUGAUGCAAUGCUUUUUGGAGUCAUAUGUGAUGUAAUUUGCACCGCUAUAUAAUGAAAUUCAACAAAUGAAGUUUGAGAAACUGAGCCCAUGUGUUUGUUUUUGGGAACGCCGGUUAGCUAUUUCUCACAUGGUAUUCAAAGAAUUUUGCUUGGCCUUAUGUAGAGGGAGAUAAAAUGAUGUAUCAAUUGAUUGUGCCUCGACCAUGUUCAGUCAGCUACAUCGACCUCUAUGGGCAGUACCCACUGGACCUUCUGCCAGUGAAUGCCAGGAGAGGAAGCAAGGCUUGCAUGCCCUGCUCUGCUUUAUCACCAACAAAAUCAGCCAAUGCCAGUGCAAAACCACCUCCCUUCAAAGAGAGCUACAAGAAUCCCAAAACCAUUAUCUUGCUUCAAAUGUGCCACGACGUCCAGGAAAUCAGACAACUACAUGCUCAAUUGAUCAUGUCAGGACUGAUCGGACACCCCCUGAAUGCCGGUAGGCUGAUUGAGACGUGCGUUUCUGCAUGCCAAAUCGACUAUGGUUUAGCAGUCUUUAACACAACUCUUUCUCCCGAUAUAUUUGCCUACAAUACAAUUAUUAGAGGCCUAAUACUGGGUAAGUGCCCUCAUGAUUCAAUCUUACUAUAUGAUAAACUCUUAUUGCGUGGCCUAACACCUGACAACUACACUCACACAUUUUUUCUCAAAGCAUGUUCGCACGCGAAAGCCCUUUCCGAAGGUAAACAAGUGCAUGGCCAGAUAAUUAAGGCUGGAAUAAGAUCAGAUACUCACGUUCAUAGCUCGCUAAUACAUAUGUAUACGAAUUCAGGUUGCCUAAGUUCUGCAGAACGAGUUCUUGCAGAAUUCUCUGAAGAGAAUGUACUUGCUAAGAACUCAAUGAUUACCGGUUACAUGAAUCACGGUGAUAUUGACACUGCUAGAGAAAUGUUUGAUACAAUGAACAUAAAAGAUACUGCAUCUUGGAGUGCAAUGAUAACAGGAUACACAAAGAAUGGAAUGUAUGGGGAGGCAUUGUUGAUCUUCAGAGAGAUGAUGGCUUCCCACAUCCCAUUGAACGAAUCAACCCUAGUGAGUGCACUAUCUGCCUGUUCCCAUUUGGGAGCACUGGAUCAGGGAAGGUGGAUACACACUUAUCUUGACAAAAAAAUCGUCAAGAUUAGUGUCUAUCUAGGAACUGCUCUUGUGGACAUGUAUGCCAAGUGUGGAUGCAUUGAGUGUAGUUAUGAGGUCUUCAGGAAUAUGCCCCAGAAAGAUGUGGUGACAUGGGGAGUUAUCAUUUCUGGAUUUGCCAUGCAUGGACAAGCCUUAAAAUGUUUCAAACUAUUUCAAGAAAUGGUUGAUAAUGGGACUCACCCGAAUGAUGUUAUCUUCGUGGCCAUCCUCACUGCAUGCUCUUUUGCCGGGCAUGUUGAACUGGGCCACCGGUAUUUUGAUCAGAUGGUGCAUUACUAUGGCAUUAGACCAUCCAUCGAACAUUAUGGAUGCAUGGUAGACCUCCUUGGUCGUGCUGGUAGGUUGACAGAGGCAGAGGAACUUAUCUCAUCAAUGCUGGAAAAACCAAAUUCGGCCAUAUGGGGUGCAUUACUGAAUGCUUGUAGGAUACAUAAAGACGUGAAGAGAGGGGAACAUGCAUUCAAGCAGCUAACUGAGUUGGAGCCGACAUCUGGUGAGAGGUAUAAGUUAGCAGCUCAUUUGUUUGCUGAUGUGGGGGAGAGAGAAGAUGCAAAUGAACUUAGGAAAUUUGUGAAGGAUACAAAUGCAGAGCCAAUAUGUGGGUCGAGCUUCAUUGAGGUGGAUGGCAUGGUUCAUGAGUUUGUGGUGGCAGAUAUUGAUCAUAGCAGGGCCAAAGAUAUCUAUAGGAUGUUGCAGGGAUGA
Messenger RNA from Ilex paraguariensis (yerba mate), 2064 nucleotides. Lineage: Eukaryota; Viridiplantae; Streptophyta; Magnoliopsida; Aquifoliales; Aquifoliaceae. The record is from the annotation of a GenBank genome assembly.